UCUAUGAGGUUAAUGGCUAGCUAAAUAGUAUGUGUUGGGAAGGAGGAUGUGUUUGACUGCGUGUCAUGACAUAGCGUUUUAGCCCAUACAUAGAUUGUUAACUACUACGGUAUUAGCUAGCUAGCUACAAGAACAGAAGUUGGCUAAAAUUUGUGCAUUUAGCCUCCUCCUUCCUGGAUGUUAGAGCUGUGAUGGUGGUGUGUCCCCUGCCUUCAUUGUGACUCGUGUCCACAACCUUCCUCUCCCUGCCCAGUGUGUGUGUGCCACCAUUUCACCAUGACCCUGCAUCUUCUCCUCGUCCUGUCCCCUGUCCUUGGGCUUCUGGUGCUACCUUGUCUGUCAUCCCAUGUGGCCAGCCAGUUCAGCAUUGUGGCCAGCCAGACAAUGACCGAGCAAACCCAUUGCUCUGAAGCAUGCUCACUCAAUACGACAUGUGAUCAUGCUGUCUUUUGGAAAGAGAAGUCCACCUGCUUUUUCUUGACAUGUCCAAAUUGCACCAAAUGCAGCAGUAUCUCUGUCGCUGACCUGAUAAGGGAACAAGAAACAGACAUCAGUGUUUUUAAGAGAGAAGCUAAACGUGUCACUCAGUCUUCAAGUUCCGUAACUCCAUCAGAAAGCCAACAUAAGAACCCUACUGUGCAUAAAUUGACAGUCAACAAUAAUGCCAAUCAAACCUCUGCCCUCAAUGAGACCCACUCUACCUCACAGCACAGCGAUGCUGGUCAGGCUCCAACUGCUGGAGACUCUCCUGUCUUAACUGCAUCUAACAUGACUGCAGCACUUUUGCCAGCUCUCAAGAAUGACACAGCAACUACAGUAUCUGAGACAACCCACAAGUCAAAGGUCCAAAGCCCUGUAACAACCACAGCCACUUCAGUAAAGCUGGAAUCUACUACUGUUAUAACUCCACCAGCCAUCCCACAGAUAAUAACAACAAUCACCACUAUGACUACUACCACCACAACAGCAAUGCCAUCUACUACCAAUACCACCACAACACAACCAACUACCACCAAAACAACAAUACCAACAACUGCCACCACAAUAAAAACAACAGCAUUACCGUCAACUACCACUCCAAAAACAACCACCACCGCAGACACGCCUACAGAUGAGGAGAAGAAGCCGUCACCAACCGUUCCGGAGGCCCCCAACUCUCAAGCUACCUCCAGAAACACCAUGGUUCCUUCAACCUCCACUGCUGAGGUCAGCACAAAAAGGCUGGACGAAGACACCAACAGAGCCAUUAUAGAUGUUGUUGCCGGCGAGAUUCUGACUCGCCAGUUGGUGGACACAAGCGCUCUAUUGGCUGUUCUGUUGUUUGGCCUCCUCUUCUUCCUAGUUACAGUUGUUCUCUUCCUAACACAGGCCUAUAAGAGUUACAGGAGGAAAGACUACACCCAGGUGGACUAUCUCAUCAAUGGAAUGUAUUCUGAUUCAGGCGUUUAAAAGUGAUAGUUGAGUGUUUACAUUUCAACAUGGUUCAGUUAUUUCUAUUUUUAUAUUUUCUUUAUUGGAAAAGGGUUAGUAACAUACAUGAGUUAAGAGAUUGUCAAUGUUGCAGCAGCCUUUGCCCUAGUAUUGUAUAACAUUUCUGUCUUAAAGGUACUCCAGCAUACAGAGAUUAUUCAAAUAUAAGUUACCUCUGCUCUUGUUUUUAUUCAGGCCUUAAGGUCUUAUGAUGGGCCAAUUCAGGCCAUGGGCCAAAGUAUCACCACAGUGGUUUGUUAGUCCUAUAUUUCUAUGUCUUACAUUUCUAUGCAGAUUAAUAUUCCACCUCCAACCAAUAGGAUUAUGGCCAUAGACUGUUAAGUAUUCACUUUUUUUAAAUGGUGAAUAUCGUUCUGUGGAAAAGGGGCUGAAAAGGUUUGAGGUAGCUUUGUUUUCAUCUCUGGUAUUUCAUUUAUUGUAAAUUUUUCACUUGUAUGUAUCCAUUGCUUUGUGUAUGUUUUGUUGGUAAUUUUUCGUGCAAUUUUCCUUUGUUCAUGACUUGCAUGUUUCCUUUGUUUACCAUUCCUGUCCUUGGAUUAAGAUUGAAGGCCAAAAUGAUCACUGUAGCACUGAGGCACAUUUACGUUAAAGCCAAGGGAAUUGUCUAGCCAUUAUGAACUCCAUUCCAUGACGAAGAAGAAGGAACGGUUAUAUGAUAACCAAGAGAGACUUUCCAAUGCGGAGGAACUUCUGUCAAGGUUGGAAAUGGGUCUGAAGGCCUGUUAUGUGCCAAUUUAAAUCUUACUAAUGUGCUAUCAGAUAUGUUAUUUCCAGUAAAGAAAACAAUUAAGAA
Messenger RNA from Salvelinus namaycush (lake trout), 2284 nucleotides. RefSeq lists its product as uncharacterized. The record is from RefSeq and is a predicted model, not a curated record. The transcript has 4 exons. The coding region runs from base 277 to 1449 and encodes 390 amino acids. NCBI's taxonomy places the organism in Eukaryota, Metazoa, Chordata, Actinopteri, Salmoniformes, Salmonidae.